GAUAAGGUUUCCCUCACGCCGCCGCCGCUCGGCAGAGAGAAAAGAACCAGGAACGGGUCGGGCGCCUCGUCCAUGCAUCCCAAGAUGGAGACUACGUUCUACGACGACUCCCUCAACGCGUUCCCCGCGAACGACGCCGCCGGCUUCGGAUACAACGGCCCCGACAGCAAGGUGCUGAAGCGCAGCAUGACGCUGCACCUCGGCGACCCGAGCGGCGCGCACAAGGUCCUGCGCGCCCGAGCCGCAGACCUGCUCACCUCCCCGGACGUGGGCCUCCUCAAGCUGGCCUCCCCGGAGCUGGAGCGGCUCAUCAUCCAGUCCGGAAACGGGCUCAUCACCACCACGCCGACCCCGACCCAGUUCGUGUGUCCCAAGAACGUCACGGACGAGCAGGAGGGCUUCGCCGAGGGGUUCGUCCGCGCCCUGGCGGAGCUCCACCACCAGCACACGCCGGGCACCGCGCCGGCGGCCCCGCAGCCCGGCGGCGCGGUGCCGGUUCCGUCCGUUUACUGCAGCAGCGGAGCAGCAGACUCGCCGGUUUACGAGGACUUGAACUCUUUCCACCCGGCCCUCAGCACGGUGUCGGCACCGGGAUACAGCGCCUCGGCUCCGGCCAUAUCGUUCCCCGUUGCCCCGCCGCAGCCGCCCGUCUACGGACACGCCUCGCGGCUCGCGGCGCUCAAAGAGGAGCCGCAAACCGUGCCGGAGAUGCCGGGGGAGACGCCGCCUCUCUCUCCCAUCAACAUGGAGAACCAGGAGCGCAUCAAGGCCGAGAGGAAGCGCAUGAGGAACCGCGUUGCCGCGUCCAAGUGUCGGAAGAGGAAGCUGGAGCGCAUCUCCAGGCUGGAGGACAAAGUCAAGAAUCUCAAGUCCCAAAACUCUGAGCUCGCGUCCACCGCCAACACGCUGCGCGAGCAGGUGUCCCAGCUGAAGCAGAAGGUGAUGAACCACGUGAACAGCGGCUGUCAGCUGAUGUUAACGCAGCAGCUGCAGACCUUCUGAGGUCUUCACCAGAGAACGAGAUGAACGAAACGGACGCAGCCCGUCUCUCUGCGCGCGGCCGGCCCUCCGAACGUCGCGGUGCGGGACGAUGCGGUACCACGCGUUCUCCGGUUGCGGGGGGGGGGGCUCAUCUGCUACGUGCUGUAUUUAUAUUUUACUACAGAACUUUUUUUUUUACCAUCAAAAGGAUUCAGACCCCCCCUCCCCCCCCCCCCAGGGGGCGCGGACCAGUACAGUGUGUACUUUUCUUUCUUAAUUGUAAGAAAUUCAAUUAGAAAAGCUUCUAGUGGGACUUUUUCUAAAGUUGUUUUAAUGGGGUUUCACUCAUUGCUUUAUGUAAAUAAGAUCCAAUCUGAGUACUUAUGUUUACCAAUGUUUACCAUUUGUAAAAAGAAUACUGCGUUAAGUGCUUUGUUUUCUGAUCGCAUCAGAAUUGGCGGAAAUAAACAAUGUGACAAAUGG
This is a messenger RNA of Pungitius pungitius (ninespine stickleback), 1464 nucleotides long. RefSeq names its product Jun proto-oncogene, AP-1 transcription factor subunit (gene jun). Gene Ontology annotation, cellular component: transcription regulator complex. Lineage: Eukaryota; Metazoa; Chordata; Actinopteri; Perciformes; Gasterosteidae. The transcript has a single exon. Gene Ontology annotation, biological process: regulation of transcription by RNA polymerase II; regulation of cell cycle; regulation of cell population proliferation. Gene Ontology annotation, molecular function: transcription factor binding; RNA polymerase II cis-regulatory region sequence-specific DNA binding; DNA-binding transcription factor activity, RNA polymerase II-specific. The record is from RefSeq and is a predicted model, not a curated record. The coding region runs from base 73 to 1002 and encodes 309 amino acids.